GUGAGGUUCGUGGACCAGGACGAUGUUUGGCUAAGCCCGGCUUACGGAAGGAGGAUUUGUUAUAUUGGGAUUAUUAUGUACAGGCCCUAUAAACAACCAACGCCUUAUAAAAAAUAUUGGACCGCCUUUGAAGAAAUCAUGAAAUCUUGUGAGGGUAGACCUCAUUGGGCCAAGGCCCACAAAAUGUCCGUAUUAGAACUUUCAAAGUCCUAUCCAAAAUUUGAAUCCUUCAUAAAUAUUCAGAAACAACUGGAUCCAUCAGGAAUAUUUCUGAAUUCUUAUUUAAAGAGACAUUUCUUUGGACUCGAGGAUGAAGAGAAUGAGGCCAAACGCUUUAAAGCCAAGUUGUAA
Messenger RNA from Acaulospora morrowiae, 351 nucleotides. The record is from the annotation of a GenBank genome assembly. Lineage: Eukaryota; Fungi; Glomeromycota; Glomeromycetes; Diversisporales; Acaulosporaceae.